Aspergillus affinis is the source of this 1638-nucleotide messenger RNA. RefSeq names its product reverse transcriptase/ribonuclease H family protein. NCBI's taxonomy places the organism in Eukaryota, Fungi, Ascomycota, Eurotiomycetes, Eurotiales, Aspergillaceae. Bases 1 to 1638 code for a protein of 545 amino acids. The transcript is spliced from 4 exons. The record is from RefSeq and is a predicted model, not a curated record.
AUGACCCGCAACCGAUUGCUGUGGCCCGAGGCGACCACAUUGCAGGAACAGGUUCAGGCCCAGCAGGGCAUCGUGCUACCCAAGGCGAUCCUGCAGAGGCCUAAGGUCAACCCUGAGCACCAGAAGGAUAUAGUACGCAGGGAUCGAGAAAUGGAUCGGGAGAUUAACCGACGGGAUCAAGAGAUGCAUAUUCGCAAGAACAGGUUCAAUACCUACCAAGAGAAUACCGAACGAGCUCUAUCCCGCAUGAAACGGGCGCUUGAGGAGGCCCAAAAAGACCCUAAACCGGCUCCAGAGCAAACUUCUAACAGUCCUAAGGCUGCUAAGAAGGACCUUCCAGAGAUUGAUAUCUUUGAGAUCAGCGGCUCUGCCUACCAGCUUUAUCUCGGUAAAUCAGACUGCUUCAUUACUUCGCUGUCGCCGAUUGACAAGAUAAUUGAUGAGAAUACCUACCCUGAGCGCGUACUGGAGGUUGAAAAGUUGAAAGAACAGAUUCCUGAGGCCUACCACGGCUUUGUGGACGUAUUCUUAAAUCCUCUAUAUCGGUACUCUGCAAAGGAGCUGGAAGCAAUCAAGGCCUAUCUAGUAGAGAACCUACAGAAAGACUUUAUCGUUUCCAGUGCUGCCCCGUUCGGCUCUCCCGUACUAAUGGCUGCGAAGCCAGGAGGAGGCCUACGGUUCUGCGUGGACUACCGGAAAUUGAACUCGAUUACGAAAAAGAAUCGCUAUUCUCUACCCCUGAUGGAUGAGCUGCUGGACCGGCUAGGCCGUGCAAAGAUCUUUAUAAAGCUCGACAUCAGGCAGGGCUUCUACCGCAUCCGUAUGUACCCCGAUUCAGUGGAUUUGACUACGUUCCGCACCAAGUACGGGUCCUAUAAAUAUCAAGUCUUGCCUUUUGGCCUGACUAAUGGGCCUGCAGCCUUUCAACAAUUGAUAAAUAAUAUCUUUAUUGACCUGAUUGACAAGUAUGUGGCAGUAUACGUAAACGAUAUCCUGAUAUUCAGUGAGAACGAACUCGAAUACGAGGCUCACGUUCAAGAGGUACUAAAGCGGCUCCGUGCUGCAGGCCUUCAGGCCGCUAUUCACAAGAGGAUUUCCAAGUCACUUUAUGCCUUAACGAAGAAGCUGGCAUCCUUUGAAUGGACCUCUGGCUGCCAGAAAGCCUUCGAGCAGCUAAAGGGGCAUUUGAUUUCGGCAUCUCUCCUGCGGCAUCACGAUCCAACCCUCCCGUCCAGGAUUGAAACAGACGCCUCAGACAGGAUAGUCGCUGGCAUAUUCUUUCAGCUGUUCGAGGGUAGGUGGUACCCGGUUGCCUACUUCUCUAGGUAUAUGCUCGGCGCUGAGCGCAACUACGACAUCCAUGAUAAGGAGCUCUUAGCUAUAGUUCGAGCUCUAGAGCUCUGGAGAACGGAGCUUGAAGGACUUCAGAUCAUUGAACGGAUAGAGAUCUGGACUGAUUACAGGGCCCUUGAAUACUUUAUAAUUACUAAGAAGCUGAAUGGGCGCCAGGCCCGGUGGUCAGAGUUCCUUUCAAGAUUUCAUUUCUUGAUUAAGUUCAGGCCCGGACUGAAGAACACGGCUGCUGACGCCCUAUCUCGACCUGAAGAGAGCCCUCCAGAUCUAGAUACAAAGGAUUAG